UUGUCCAGAGAAGAAGAGCCGAGAAGAGAGAAGCUGAGAGCCGCUGAGCUCGCCUCGUUACGCCCUGUUUCUUUACACAUAGCAUCGUCCAAGAGUUUUAAAAUACUUAGAUUUUGAUACAUUACGCGAGGUAGUAUCAACCGUCCAAAUGGAUCCAUUUACCGAGAAACUGUUGGAACGGACACGGGCUCGCAGGGAAAACCUGCAGAAGAAAAUGGCAGAGAGACCAAAUGCAGCAAACAGACAGAUGGUCAAAAGACCCAGAGAGCCACUGGCUGAAACCAACAGUGUCAUCACUGAAUCUGUCAUUGAUAAAGUUCCACAGGUGUCCUCCAAGCCUUCCCCCUCAAAGCGCCGGUGCUCAGAGGAAAAUGCCCAGCCUGCUGCCAACGAGGAAAACCAGGAGCCGAUAAUGACACGAGCUGGGGCUCCUGUUCGCUCAGAUCCUCCUACAGACAAGAAACCCCCGGUGGACCCUGCCAGCAUUCGACUUUCCUCCUCGGAGAAGAAUUCAACCCGACCCAUUGUAAAGUCUCAGCCAGGACAGCUGGAAACUGCACAACCAGAGGCAGAAAGGAUGGCUGUCAGCCAUGCUCCUGAUCCUCCAAAAAGCAGAGAAGCACAAAUGGAACCUGCAAGUUCAGCCCCACAAAGGAGCAAGGAGGAUCUGGUUGAAGAUCCAGCUCCAUCUGCUACUGGCAUGAGGUCACGCCUACAGAGGCUAGCAGAACAGAGAAAGUGUUGGGAUGGCGAUGACACUUCUGAUGCAGUUGAAGACUCCACUCCUCUGUCCCUGAUGAGGAGGGAAGGUGAUGCCCCACCAGUAGCUGCACCCGCUGUCUCCUCAGGAACUCCACUAGGGAGGAAAGGCAGGCUGGCCAACCUGGCUGCCACUAUUGGAUCCUGGGAAGAUGACCUAAGCCAUGCUAGCAUCCCCAAAGAGAAGCCUGCUACUGCCUCUGCUCCCAAAUUUGCAGUCAGAGACAUGCCUGUGGUUGCCAGUACUAAGCAGAGUACUGUAGUGACCACUUCAACUGCAAACAGUAAAUCCUCAUCCAGCUCUAAUCAGCAGACUGUGUGUUCUCCAAUAAAGUCAAGCCGGGUGGUUCUCCCAAGCCCUCAGAAGGCUGAUAUUCCAGCAUCCAAACCCACACUUCAGUCAGUAAUCAGUCCUCAGAAGAGCUCCACCCAGGGGAUGACCUUCCCCUCCAGUCCUCAGAAGAGCUCCGUCCAAGGAAAAGCCUGUCCAUCCAUCACGCAGAAGACAGGCCCCUCCUCCUCAGCAUCAGUGCCUCAAAGCCCCAUUAGGAAUCAGGUUGUGUCUAGAGGUCUCAACCUCACCUCUAGCCCCCAAAAGCCAGAGCUUCGUGCUAAGCCAACAAUUGCUGGUUCCCUGCCCCCCCAGGAUAAGGCCACUCCUGGAGGUCCUGGUGUUAAAUCUUUCCUGGAGCGUUUUGGAGAGAAAUGUCAGGAGCGUAACAACCAGGGCUCCCCGUCCGGAGUCACAGCCCACUCUAAGACUCCUAUUGUAACCCCAUCAGUCACACCAAACACCAGACUGGUGCAGGAGAGACUCAGAGCUGCCCAGGCUGCUAACACAGCUACCGCUGAUCUCACGCAGAGACAGAAACUGGAGCGUGAGUCUGAGCUGGCUCAGAUUCGCAGUCGCUUCCAGAAGGGGAACAAUAUGUGGAAAAACAAAGACGAGGAGGCAAAGACCAAGACGAACACAGACAAUAAGGAUAAAUUUGAGAAGCCUGUGGAGUGUGAAGUUGCCUCAUCCGAGCCACAAGAUGAACCCACUGGACCAUCCAGUGAGAGAGCAGGCACACCCACCAAGUGCACUCUUUCAGCAGGUCGUGGGUUGAUGGUCUCACCUCCAGCCUCAACAUCCAGCCCCCUGAAGGUGGUCACCCAGACUGCAGAGACUGAUGAAACCCCAGAGGAAGAAGAAAAGGAGGUGGAAAAGGAGAUAGAGAUGAAUGUGGACCAGUCCAUCAACUCCGCAGUCAUCAACGAGCUCUUUGAUGGAGUCCUGGAGCAGAGUGAAGAUGAGGAUGAUGAAGAUGAGGAGGAAGAUGCUUUGAAUAUCUCCUCCAUGUCCCUCCUCACUCCUCUGGCAGAGACUGUGGCUGCUGUGGUGAAAAGUCCAGAGAGGAGAAUGAUGACAUCAACUCCAGCCAGCUCAUUCAUUGUGAAGAACAACACUGCAGACAAUGUUUCUAAACCUAGCAAGUUCCAGAGGACCAACAUGAUACGGACCGCCUCCUCAGAUAGUGUCGAGGCUUUAGACGAGGACCACAAACUGCCUUAUAGUAUCGAUGCAUACAGGUCAACCAGGGUGAAGGAGACUGAGAGGCCCAGUGUGAAGCAGGUUAUUGUAAGAAAAGAGGACGUCUCUCACAGAGCAGAGGAGCCACGAGGAUCCAGUCUCUUCAGUAUCAAACAGAGGAUGAAGAUCCUGACAAAUGAGAUGAACCUACAGCAGACAGUUAUCCAUCAGGCUAGUCAGGCACUCAACUGCUGCACAGAUGAAGAGCACGGCAAAGGAUCCCAGGUGGAGGCUGAAGCCGAGAGGCUGCUGCUGGUGGCAACUGAAAGGAGGGAAGCGUUGAAAGCAGAAUUAGACCGUCUGAAAGGAGACCCAGCAGGACAAAAGAAGACCUCUGCAGCCCCCGAACCUACCAGCAUGUCGGCCUCCAAGGGCUCCAUCUCCCUACAGGAGUUACGCUUGCCUCUCAAGGCAGACUUUGUUUGCUCCACUGCCAACAAACCAGAGUCAACCAAACAUUCCUUCUUCAUAAUGAUUCGUGCUGGAGCAGAGAACACUGUGGCCACUCCAUUAGCCAGCACACACCGCGGCCUCAGUGGAGACACACUCACCUUCCCCACCAAGUUCACUAUAUCCGACGUCUCAAGUGACUUUGGAAUUGAUAUAGAAGUCUACUGUUUGGUUCAGAAACGUGAGGUCUGCGGUGACAAGAAGAAGAAACCCAACAAGUCAAAGGCUAUCACACCAAAGAGAUUCCUUGCCAUCACUAAAAGUGCACAGACACCAGUAGUGGCCAGUCCAGGAGGUCCCAAUGCUGUCCGCACCAGUAACUUUGUCCUGGUUGGGUCACACAAGCUCACUCUGUCUUCUAUUGGGAAAAACAAAUUCCCUUUGGAAAAGAUCAAAUAUGAAGGAAGUGAAAGAGAACUUCAUAGUGGCAUGUUUCAUGACAAGGUUCCAUUCUUGUGCCCUCUAGAGGGCCACAUCUACCUCAAGAUGCAGUGUGAAGUGGGCUCAAAGGUGGAAGAGAAAGGCUUCCUGACAAUGUUUGAAGACGUUAGUGGAUUUGGAGCUUGGCACAGAAGAUGGUGUGUGCUGUCAGGAUACUGCAUCUCCUACUGGACCUACCCAGAUGAUGAGAAGAGAAAGAAUCCCAUUGGUCGCAUCAACCUGGCGAACUGUACCAGCAAGAUGGUGGAACCAGCCAACAGAGAGUUUUGUGCCAGACCGAACACAUUUGAGCUGAUCACAGUCAGACCACAAAGAGAGGACGACAAGGAAACACUAGUCAGUCAGUGCAAGAACACCAUGUGUGUCACCAAAAACUGGCUGAGUGCUGACACUAAGGAUGAGAGGAAUUUGUGGAUGAAGAAACUGAACCAGAUUCUGGUGGAUCUGCGAAUGUGGCAGCCAGACGCCUGUUACAGGCCCCUGUAAUCACUGCACUCUGUCGCAGCCAGCCUUUCUAUCUCUUGGACUGUCAAUAUCAGUGAUACAUGCAAUUACUAAGUGCAAUACAGUAUGACAAUUGUUAGAUGUUUUUACUUGUGGGUAUUUGACAGGAGGAGAAUAAUUAAACCCAUAAUUUAUAGACCAGAGGAGGUAAAUAAAGCCAUACAUUUGGGACAUUUCAGUACAGUGUUUUAAGUAGGAAUUGGGCAAUAUAUUUUCUACAUUUCUAGCCUGAUUUGUUAUGCUAAUGUUUUUGGAUAUUGUUGAGAUGCCAUCUUUUUAUUUUAAUGCCAGUAUUUAGUGUGCUUGACACAUGACGCAUGGCUUUAAAUAACUUGGUUUCAGUGCUGAAAUCAAUAUUUUAGUGGUUUUGAAACUGCAGAUACUAAGUUGAAGCACCACAGUUUUAUCCUAUUCUAUUCUGCAUGACAGCACUGGACAGUACUGAUACAUUUGGUCAGUUUAUACUUUAUAUAUAUUAGCUUGUAGAACUUGUGGCAGGACUUUAAAUUCUUCAAUGCUAUCCACAGAUUUUUGAUACCAUUUAUACGGCAGGUCUUUUUCUCUUUGCAAUGUUUCUGUAAAUGCUUCAGAGUGGAGAGUUUUGGGUGAAAUCUGUAACAUAUUCUCUACUAAAGUCUGACCAGCACUAUUCUGGAAUCAAUACUGAUUUCUGAGUGAUUAUAUGAUAAGUACAUACUGGUCAUUAGUCAUUGUUUACGUUCUUUUACCAUAAAUGCAUAACAUGAACACUCUAUGUCUGAUGUAAAAAUGUGGCUCAUCCACACAAAGGAAGCAGUUUUAUUCUUGCAUCGUAUCGACUUUUGCAGUGUGUGUAGUACUGAUGAGCUUUGCCUGCCUAGUGGCUCGAAGCUUUGAAAAGAAAAUGUUGGGCUCACGUAUCGUGCUUAUUAAGUUUUUUUAAAGAUUUAUUUUUAUCUGCGUGUUGAGCAGUGAUAUAUAUGGUGUUGCAGCAGAUGAAAAUUCUAGACCACAUAUGUGGCUUUUAAUGUGUUUCUCUUGUGUUGUGUACAGUGUGUAACAGACUUUACUGCAGGUGUUGGUAAAUGUUUUCAUUCAUGUCUGCAUAAAAGAUGGUGCCUUUUCAUCCUGCUGAUAAUGAACACAACACAAAGAAUGAUAGAAGAUGUCUUUUUUUUCCAGAACAAUAAGCAGAGAAUAUAUGCGUUUUCAUGAGAUACUUGAACACACUUUUCAGUUUGUCAGGUAUCUGUGGAUAUGUGGAGAUGAGAAUAAAUGUCUGCUUUGACCAAAAUGGCCGAGGCUACAAAUGCAUA
Messenger RNA from Amphiprion ocellaris (clown anemonefish), 5022 nucleotides. It is a transcript of the gene anln, whose product is annotated as anillin, actin binding protein. Gene Ontology annotation, cellular component: actomyosin contractile ring. Gene Ontology annotation, biological process: mitotic cytokinesis; septin ring organization; actomyosin contractile ring assembly. NCBI's taxonomy places the organism in Eukaryota, Metazoa, Chordata, Actinopteri, Pomacentridae. The coding region runs from base 149 to 3709 and encodes 1186 amino acids. The transcript has 24 exons. The record is from RefSeq and is a predicted model, not a curated record.